AUGUGCGACCUUGCAAGCUUUGCUCAGUACUUUGGAAAUGCAGGUGGCCCCCUAGAGGUGUUGCUUCAGCCUUCGGCUUCUGCCCCUCCAGACCCAGCCACGUGCUUGUGGGCGGCACUUGGGUGCCGACUCCCCUUGGUCGCAUUGAAGUUGCUGAAAACAAGAGCUGCCAAGGUUGCUAGCUUGGGGGCAGUGCCUGAGAAUCUAAGCCCAUCCUCCCACGCACUGCUCGAGGAGCAGCGACGCUUUGCGGAACGCCCUGCAGCGACCGCGGUGCGCGCGCAGCGCCCGGAGGGGUCGCAGAAGGCUAAGGUGAAGCCCAAGGCCUCCCUGUUCAAGCAACUCCGACAAGGUCUCGCCGCCGGCGCGCCCUCCUCGGGUGGCAAGCCCUAUGGUGUCCGAGCUGCGGCCCCGCAUCCGGAGAUUGCCGCGCUUCCGGAGCUGGAAGGCGACGAGGCGGAGGAGCUGGGCAGCUGCCUUGCUGCGGAGGUGGCCGAGCGGUCCGCCCCUGUCAACCCUGCGUCUGGAGCGGAGGGCGCCUUUGUCGCCCCGGAGCAGGGCUUCCCAAUCGCCAACCACCGUGCCGUUGGGAAGAGUCUGGGUUUCGGUACUUCGCGACCCUCCCGUGCACCGCGGGGGGAGCCGGAGAAGGCACCCGAGAACGAGGAGGAGGCCAUCGACCAGGAGAACCGGCAAACUCUGCAGAAUGCCACGCCGGAAGAGGUGAAGGAGUGGCAGCAGCAGUUGCUGCAGCAAUUUGGGGCUGAGACGUGCCACUCGGUCUCCCCAGGCAUUGCUAUGCCGAUUUGGGAAAUCGUCGGCGGCGGCGAAUCAGGUGGCAUCGUGGUCCGCGAGGGGCGUGAGUUGAAGUCGCCCCAGGAGCCCGAGCGGCUGUCCACACGGGCGCUUGUGGAGGAGUUGGAGCUGGUGGGAGACCGGCUGCACUACCGUCUUCAGACUGGCCGCGGGCCCCCAGAAGGAUGGAUCAGUGUUCGAGUCUCUGGCAAGGAGCUUGCCGUGUGCCAAUUCGCAGAUGGCCCUCCAACCGGCCCACUGCCAAAAUGGACUGAGGAAUCAGCCGAGAAGAUGCAAGCCUUCCGGGAGAAGCGGAAGAUCUUGCCUCCUCCGGUCGAAACACCGGCGCGGCUCCUGAACGCAAAUCCGAGAGAGAUGCUGCCACCAUUCAAGCGGCUAGGCCCGAAAGAGAUGGCAGAGAUGUCAGUGCAGAACUUGCCAGGCCACUUCUCCGGCUUGAAGUUCCCGCACAAUGUGGAGCAACUCAAAGAUUUCGGGCCUUCGUGGUACACGCAGGCAUUUCACAAGUUCGGGACGCUUCCACUGGACAACAGCGUGGUGAAGGUUGUGCACGUGGAGCAGCUCCCGCACUCGGGCUUUGAUGCGGCUGGUGGUGCGGGCCACAAGGCCUUCAUCGAUCUCCAGUACGCAAAGCCAGAUCCCAACCUGCACACGAAGCUGUUUGCAAAGUACCCCUGGGACUAUUUCGAGUCCGAGACCGGGAAGCGGUAUCGGAUGCAGAUAUCUGCCUAUGCAGAUAUGGAUUCCGCUGAGCUCCUCACUUCCAUCUGCUGUGAGCACUUGUUCCCCUUCCGGAUACCCAAGUUGUAUUUUGCCGAUAUCAAUCGAGACACCACCAACUACGUCCUGAUUGUAGAGCGCAUUCCGUUUGGCAGGCGUGGGAAGGUGGUGAAGGGAAAGAUCACAGAGAAGAUCGAAAGGAAGCCUUUCGAGAUUUUGCCCGUGUGCGGCAAGUACCAGGACUACCUGUUAGAGGAUGCCCCUAGCAUAUAUUUCGCGCUCUUCCGCGAGAUGGCCCAUCUAGCCGCUUGGGAUCAGCAAGGCCGCUACGAUUCCUUUUUUGGGCCGAUGAGCAAGUACACGGAGCAGGAGUAUCUGGACAAGGUGAUCCGCGUGCGAAAGCCGCAGAAGGAGAAGAGGAUUGAAGUUCAGAAGAACGGAUGCCUGUCGAUGAUCGAGAAAGGCAUCGACUUCGCACUAAAUGUUGCUUCGCAGAUCUUCACGCCAGCAGGCAAAAACAAGGGAAAGCUGGAGAAGAUGAAGCAGGAGAUAGUGGAGAUCGCGCCUUAUUUUGAGGACAUCCGGGCUUACCUGGCCAACUCGAGUGACUGGACGGCGGCAAUGCACAUGAAUCUCCAAGCAGACAACGCUUACUUCUGGCACGACGAGAAAGGGGAUCUGGAUAUUGGAGUGUUUGACUGGUGCGGCUUCAGCCGUACCCCUUUCGUGAUGAACUUCAUGGGAUGUCUCAGUGGCGCUGAUGCAGACUUACUUGAUGCUCACGAAGAGGGCUUGAUGAGAAUGUUUUGUGAGGAGUACGAGCGAUAUGGCGGUCCACACCUGGAGCCGUCUGAGAUGCUGCUCAGGUACCAUCUACAGUGGCCCUCAUUCACGAUGGAUGCAUGCCAGUGGGUGGACAGGGAUAUCUACGUUCAAUGUCCGCGAGAGGAGUGGAGCACAAUCAAGACCAUGCUCGAUGACAAGUUCGUCGAUCGAUGGAACGUCCGAUGCCGCGGAACCACGUUGGUGAAUGCUUUCGAGUUUUAUCACCGUAGAGAUCUAAAAAAGAUCUUUGAUGAUUGGCUUUCUGGACCAGGCAAAGACUACCGGUCUGUCUACAGCGGAUAG
Symbiodinium natans is the source of this 2664-nucleotide messenger RNA. The record is from the annotation of a GenBank genome assembly. Lineage: Eukaryota; Dinophyceae; Suessiales; Symbiodiniaceae.